Molecule: messenger RNA, 1347 nt
Organism: Theobroma umbraticum
Lineage: Eukaryota; Viridiplantae; Streptophyta; Magnoliopsida; Malvales; Malvaceae
Source: RefSeq, a predicted model, not a curated record
AUGGCAUUUUUAAAUGAGAAUAUCAGACUUGAGAACAACACUACAACGUUGGAGGGUGACAUUGCGACGCUCGAGGAUAAUACUACAUCUAAUGAGGGAAAUGAGGAUUUGUUCCCUGCCGGUGAAGAUAAAUUUGAUGACAAUUCAGAUGAUGGGAUUGAUGGCAGUUUAGACAAUGACUGGCUUUAUGAUAGUAACAUUCCAAUUAGAAAUAAUGUCGAAGACGAAACAGAUCCUGUUGGAGGUGUUGAUGUAGGGAUUUAUCAGGAUACGAAAAAUAGAGGGAUAUGUAGUACGUGGGUAAUUCCAAGUGCAGAGAGGUUCUCCUUCCAAAUAGUUACCACUGAGGAGUUGAGAUGUGCUGAUGAUCACAUAUACAAAGGAAGAAUGUUUUCCUCAAAGGCUGAGUUGAAACGAGCUUUGAAUAUAUUCGCUCUAAAAGAGCAUUUUGGGAUAAGAGUAAAAAGGUCAUGUAAAGGUCGUUAUGAGAUUGGUUGCAAGGACAAGGCAUGCAAGUUCGAUGUGCGUGCAUCGAAAUUACUUGAAGGAGAAUAUUGGCAAGUUUGGACAUUUCACAAAGUACACACGUGUACUGUCGAUGGUUUGCAAGGGCGAUUCCCCACGGCGAGUGCGAAGAUAAUCGGUGAACUUCUGUCACACAAGCUUCAAGCUAGUGGAGUAGCAUUGAGACCUAAGGACAUAAUUGAUGAGAUGAGGGUGCAGUGGGGAUUGGAAUGCUUGUAUGGUAAGGCAUGGCAAGCGAAGGAGUAUGCGAAAAUGCUUGUUUUUGGUCCCCCGGAGGAGUCAUUUCAACUAUUACCUUCGUACUUUUAUAUGUUGGAAAAAGAAAAUCCUGACACAGUCAUUGCAGUGACUACUGAUGAGGCAAAAAGAUUCAAAUAUUGUUUCUGGUCGUAUAGGGCUUAUAUUCGGGGGUUUAGGGAUGUAAUGCAUCUUACGGUUGUAAUUGAUGCGACACAUUUGAAAGGCAGGUUCAAGGGUGUUCUGUUUGUCGUUGUAUGCAACAACGAGAACGAGUGCGUAUAUCCAGUUGCAUUUGGUAUCGACCAUGUUGAGGACAAAUACUCAUGGACGUGGUUUCUUAGCAAGCUGCGUGAUGCGAUUGGUUGUCUUGAGAACACUAUCUUCAUUUCUGAUCAACAUCUCGGCAUUAAAAAAGUAAUCCGAAAUGCAUACCCAGAAGUGCACCACGGUUUAUGUGGUUACCACUUGAAGAAAAACUUCAAGAACAAUUUCAAGCGCGACGACCUUUCUAUGAUUUUCACCCUUGCUCAAGAUUGCUAUAAGGUAUCCGAUUUCAACAGACAUAUGAACCAUAUCCAGUAG